CGCGCGUUGUGUGAAAUUUUCAUGGCAUUAUGUGGGCUCUUCCGUCAAACCAGAGCUAAUUAUUACAAGUUAUCAAUUGUUGUUUCCAACAAACAUUUUAUUAUUUCUUUGAAAAUUGAAAAAAAUUAAGGAUAACCUCCGACUGUUAUUGGCUGACUAAUCGCGCGUUCUCUGUAAUCUCUUCGCCGGGAUACCAUUCAAAAUUUCAAGGUUCUGUCGGUGGUACGACUUGUUAGUCCUUCUGAGUUGGUGUCUUACCUGUAAAGUGCUUUUUUUUACGAUGGAGAGCAUAAUCGUUGGUUAUAACUUUGAUUAAUCUUGAAUGAUAGCUUUUAUUAUUAAAAAAGAACAAUAUAUUGGUGUAUUUUAAAAGACGUAGCAUCGUUGUGCAUUGAGUGCACGCUGAACUUUUUUUAGAUUAGAAUUAUUGCUGUUCCUUCUAGAAACAAUUCCCACUUAUCCUUAAGAAAUUCUGUCAAUUUUCAUAUUUCCUUCACCCCGUUUCCCAUGCAGUGAUACUAUAUUUUAUUGAACAAACCAAUGCAAAUUUAAAGCACAAUUUAUUCAUCCAUAUGAUUACACAACAUUUAUGCAUUAUAGCUUGUGUUAGUUCGUGAUGAAAACCCUUUUUAGUUCCUAACCCUAAGUUCUAUCUUUAAAUCCCCGUUUUCCCCCAUACUCAUUCAUAACCCUCCUUUGACCCUAGUAAGUAAGUACGUUGUCUCAAGGUCGCUUCAGCGUCGCUGAAAUGUCCAUUAAUUAUAAAGCCACCUCCCAUGCUACUAGGUGUAAACGUUAUUGAGAUGUUUUUGGCUCUAAAGUUCCUCAACGGUUUGGUAUGGUUAUUAUGCAGAACAGUUGGUACUUCUGUUGACUUAUCUAUAGUAAGGUAUCGAUUAUAAUGGAAGCUUUCCUUACUGGAUUCAAACAAAAGCCCCAAGAUAGCAAACGACGCAUAAAAAGUCAAAAACACAUCCCUUGGGUUGAAAAAUAUCGACCAAAAACAAUAGAUGAAGUAGCUUAUCAAACAGAAGUUGUUAGCGUUCUUCAAAGGUGUAUUGAAGGAUCUGAUUUGCCAAAUUUACUGUUUUAUGGACCACCAGGGACUGGAAAAACGUCUUUGAUUUUGGCUUUAGCUCGUCAACUUUUUGGCCCUUUGUAUUCAGAACGUGUUUUAGAAUUGAAUGCGAGCGAUGAACGUGGGAUCAGUGUUAUUCGAGAAAAAGUGAAGGCUUUUGCUCACAUCGCUGUUAGUAGUAGUACUAAUAGCUCUGGUUCAAGUUCAACUAAUAUACCACCAUAUAAAUUAAUAAUCUUAGAUGAAGCUGAUUCUAUGACAGCACCUGCACAAGCUGCUCUACGUCGUACAAUGGAGACUGAAAUGAGAACUACACGAUUUUGUUUAACUUGUAAUUAUGUUACACGAAUUAUUGAACCAAUCACAAGUCGAUGUGCAAAGUUUAGAUUUCGUCCAUUGGAUAAUGAAAUUGCUCGUGCUCGUUUACGUCACAUUGCAGAUGCAGAAAAUUUAUCCAUUACUAAUGAGACAUUGGAUCAUUUACUGUCACUUUGUCAUGGUGAUUUACGGCAAGGUAUCACAAUGUUACAGUGUGUUCAUCAGUUAAUUAUAUCCGUUGAUGAUUCCGAUGUCGGUUGUCGUUCUUCGAUUACCUCAAAAGAAUUAGAUGAGGCUGCAGCUGUUGUUCCGAGUGAUAUAAUUAAAAAUCUUAUUAAAACAUCAGAAAAUGGUAGUUUCGAUGAUUUACAAAUCAUUAUCAAAAAUUUAUUAUUGGAAGGUUAUUCAGCACAUCAGACCACUUAUCAACUGCACGAACAUAUAAUCAAUGACGAUAAACUAUCCUGUAUUCAAAAAGCAUCUAUUUUGGAAUCUCUUGCUGUUGCUGAUUCUCGACUAAUUGAUGGAGCUGAUGAAUAUUUACAACUUCUAGCCGUCGGAGGGACUCUACUUAAAACUAUCCAAUCAAAUUAAAAGAUGUAUUUAUCUUUAUAUAAUGCUCUUUUUCUUUUUAAAAAAAGAAUUUAACAAGUACUGUAUGAUAAUGAAUAAAUAUUUCAGAAAUA
Messenger RNA from Schistosoma guineensis, 2082 nucleotides. The record is from the annotation of a GenBank genome assembly. NCBI's taxonomy places the organism in Eukaryota, Metazoa, Platyhelminthes, Trematoda, Strigeidida, Schistosomatidae.